UCGCGCUGGGAUCCUUUGAUAUGGGAGGAAUGCCAGCUAGUAUGGACGAGUCCGGCGGUGCGCAUGUGUAUUUGAGCUCGGCUGCCGUUCGAGAGCGCAACAUGGGUACUGCUUCGUGGUGGCACGAUGAGGCGCACGACUGUGUCAUCUCCCUUCGGCCCAUCCUCGACGCGGAAGGAUCGUCCACGGACAAGCUCGGACUCUGUGUGGACAUGCUGCCUGGUGCGUCACAUGGUAGCGCUUCACCGAUUGCUGCAACCACCCACUCGUCGCAUGGAUCGUUCUCCCACGGCGCAUCCUUCGUUGACGUCAAGCUAUCGAUUGAUUGCCAGUUCUUUGCCGUGCAACGCAACGACAUCGAGGUUGACGUGUGGGCCACCGCUACUUCCGACGAUGAUGCAAGCAUUUCACUCCGGUACAGCGUCAUGUGCAAGCGGACUUCGCGUCUUCUUGGCCUCUACUGGAACGCCAAGGACAUCGACGCCAGUGCCGGCAGUACAAAAGUACCGUCUCAAUACCUGACCUUGGUGACCACUGGUGGCUUGGAGGUAUUCAAACUUACCUCGUCCAAGUGCAAGUUCCAUCGCGUGCUUGCGUACUCCACCCACUUGUUCUGGUGGCACCCCCAGCAACACGUCGUCGUGCUAGCCACAGGUUCCAAGGCCACGGAGCUCCGCCCGUUCUUUGUCGAUGGCGGCAACCUCGCCAAGAUCUCCAAGGUUGUCGUGAGUGCGCCCUUGUUAACUACAGCCCAAGUCGGACUUGCAUAUCUCUACUCGACGCUCUACUUGGUCUACUCGUCCACAUCGAACCAGCAAUUGCUGCUCUACCGCGUCCAUCCAUCGGUCGACACAGUGUGCGUGAGGGCGCUGCGAGUAGGAUUUCCCGACCCUGUCGCCUUGUCAGUUGUGGACAAUCUGCUCGUUGUACACAGUGCCACGUAUGGCGUGUCGAGUUUCUAUGACGUGGCACUCGCAGAUGCCGAUCCGUUUUUACAUCCGUUGCCGUUGCACAUGCCCAUGCCAACAAAUAACACUACCACCUGCGACAAGGUGGAGACGGCGUUCAUGUCGCCCCAUUUUGCCCUUGCUUCCCGACCAACAAACGAUGAUGACAUGACAAGAGUGCUUUUUCACGCCAUUCGCUUGAACUUGCAUGCGAUCGCCGCGUGUGCGACAGCGAGUGCGCGCCCGAUGCUGUCGGUGGCCCGCUUCCUCUUGCGCCGCCGAGGGGGGACGGCCCAUGGUGAUGUUGGCGGCGACGAUAAGGAUGUGAAGGAAGCGCUGUUUGCGUCGUUCCGCACGCGGCUCCAUGAAGGGCGAUGGCCCGAAGCAGACUUUCGCGCAUGUGUGCACAUGCUGCAUCACCACGAAGCAACGGACGCGAUGAAAAUGCAAUCAAAUAUAUUGCCAAUCUCCAAGGCAAUGGCAUCAGCCACGACGUCGGCACAUCUGUUGAUGCACGUUUCCCAACACGACUGGUUUGUGUAUUUUUGGCAACCCCUUCAACAUGUCCUACCUCCGCCUCGCCUGAGCAUGUUCCUUGUCAUCUUCCUUGACAGCCUGCGGCAACAUGCAUUUACCGUCAGCUCCGACUUACUAGUGCUGUACAUUCAAUCCAUGGCCACGCAACAUCGUUGUGCAGAAUUGGUGGCGUUCCCCAUGGACGAUUCGGUAGAAGUUGCGCAUGAAUUGGAGCUCCACGAAGGAGUCGUCCCUGCAAUGCAUCAAGUCGCGAUGGACAUGUACCAUCGUUUGGGGGCUGUGGACGACCUCGUGCGACUGUUUUUGCGGGAUGGCCAUGUGACGCUCGCCCUGCGGUUAACACUACGAUACGCGUCGAGCAAAAAGCACAUCUCGCAUUCCCCCAAGUGGUUUUUCGAUCAAGUGGUUGCAGUCGCCACCAAAGGUACAACCACCCCCCCCACCAUCGACAUGCCCCUUGACACCAACAACCAUCACAUCAACCCACAUUUGGUCUUAAAUGGACCAGCUGCGUCCACGCCAUCACCGGACGCUGUCACAUGUGACCAAAGCAACGUACAAGCAAGACAGUAUUUGUAUGCGCUGUACGUGUUUCUGUGCACGUUUGCCCCGGCAGCGCUGGUGCGAGACGACCGAGGCCGGUCCCAGUUGAGCUACGAGUGCACGUUCCCCGAGCACUUGUGUACUCCAUCUGAUAAGGAGUUGCAGAUCAAUGGCAGUAGCAACGACGACGACCCAAGUGUGCACUUUCGACGACUGUUUGGGUUUUCCGACAACGGCCAUGGGACAUAAUAUAUCGUGCAUCUAUGUCUAUAAAUUACAAGUAGAACUUACCACGCGAAGGUAUUAUUGUCAAAUCGAUUCGAAACUGAAGCAGUAUCGAAUAUCCUAAGAGAAUG
Messenger RNA from Aphanomyces astaci, 2383 nucleotides. RefSeq lists its product as hypothetical. The coding region runs from base 21 to 2276 and encodes 751 amino acids. The transcript has 8 exons. NCBI's taxonomy places the organism in Eukaryota, Oomycota, Saprolegniomycetes, Saprolegniales, Verrucalvaceae. Gene Ontology annotation, cellular component: late endosome membrane; lysosomal membrane; Mon1-Ccz1 complex. The record is from RefSeq and is a predicted model, not a curated record. Gene Ontology annotation, biological process: regulation of autophagy.